Cyphomyrmex costatus is the source of this 791-nucleotide messenger RNA. Its product is annotated as fork head domain-containing protein FD2. Gene Ontology annotation, biological process: anatomical structure morphogenesis; regulation of transcription by RNA polymerase II; cell differentiation. The coding region runs from base 39 to 743 and encodes 234 amino acids. Gene Ontology annotation, molecular function: DNA-binding transcription factor activity, RNA polymerase II-specific; RNA polymerase II cis-regulatory region sequence-specific DNA binding. The transcript has 2 exons. The record is from RefSeq and is a predicted model, not a curated record. NCBI's taxonomy places the organism in Eukaryota, Metazoa, Arthropoda, Insecta, Hymenoptera, Formicidae.
GGUGUCAAGAGUACUGGUACAUCUUUCCGAUUGACAAAAUGUUCCCCGUAAAACGUGCGUACGGACUCGCCAGUUUGGUCGCACCGGAGGUGCUGCGUGCCGACAUCGCCUGGCCAGCCUUCUGCCAAACAUCAUUGGCAGCCUGGCCGAUCCUGGCGAGACCGCCGAUCGGCUAUAAGAUCACGCCGCAUCAUGAAAAGCCACCGUACUCCUACAUCGCCCUGAUAGCGAUGGCGAUCAACUCGUCGCCGAAGCGACGGUUGACGCUCGCCGGGAUCUACAAGUUUAUCAUGGACAGGUUUCCCUACUACAGGGAGAACCGGCAGGGCUGGCAGAACAGCAUACGGCACAACCUCAGCCUGAACGACUGCUUCGUGAAGGUACCGCGAGACCGAACGAGCACGGACGAGGAUCACACAGCCGGAAAGGGAAGUUACUGGACCCUGGACCCGUCCGCCAACGAGAUGUUCGAGCAUGGCAAUUACAGACGCAGGAGAUCGAGACGACAGAGGAUACCCGCUCAUGAUGGACGACCGAAAGGAUUAUCGGUAUCAACCGAAUUCUUAUCCAAUUCGACGAAACAUCAAGAGGAACAACGAGAGAUCAUUGAAACAAAUGAAGAAAACGUCAUGACGAAAGAUACCGAAACCGAACGUAUACAUUCUUCAGGACGUAUCACCAAAAUGACGAUGUUCAGCAUCGACAACAUCCUACAGAAGUCCACGCGAGAGUCGCAAAUAUAGCUUCAUUUUUAUAUACUUUUACAAAUAGUUUCUAUAAUAUGACAUCAA